Molecule: messenger RNA, 582 nt
Organism: Cannabis sativa
Lineage: Eukaryota; Viridiplantae; Streptophyta; Magnoliopsida; Rosales; Cannabaceae
Exons: 1
Coding region: 1-582 (193 amino acids)
Molecular function (GO): nucleic acid binding; RNA-DNA hybrid ribonuclease activity
Source: RefSeq, a predicted model, not a curated record
AUGGUAUCUGCAACUACUUCUCUUGAUCAUUGGAGAAAAGCUCAAGACACUACUUCUCUAUCAUCUAUAUUUCUCAACAACAUGGGUGAUAGAAAUGAGCUUUGGGUCAAACCGGCGUUGGAAACAAUCAAGAUUAAUGUUGAUGCCGCUUCUUUUGAGCAGGAAAAUUCCUAUGGUUUCGGGUUGGUGGUUCGUGAUCACCUUGGUUCCCCUCUUCACAUUCAAGCAGAAUACCAUGGAGGGUACUUUCCCUCGGAAGUGACAGAAGCUAUGGGAAUCAAGGAAGCCUUUAGUUGGAUCAAGGCAAAUCAUCGGAGCAGAGUUUUGAUUGAGAGUGACAGCAUGCUUGCCGUCCAGGCCAUUCAUUCUACCCAGUUAAUGACGUCCGUGCUUGGUUUAGUUGUUAAUGAUUGUAGAAAUAUUUUAUCCUCUCUUUCUGAUGUUUCUUUACGUUUUGUUAGACGAUCAGCGAAUUGUGCGGCCCACUUUGUUGCUAGGCAUGCACGAUCGUCAAUUGGUCGUAGCAUUUUGGGAUCUAUUAUACCUCCUGAUCUACAUACUAUUUUGUACUCAGAAUACUAA